This is a messenger RNA of Perca fluviatilis (European perch), 1154 nucleotides long. RefSeq lists its product as uncharacterized. The coding region runs from base 118 to 741 and encodes 207 amino acids. The transcript is spliced from 6 exons. The record is from RefSeq and is a predicted model, not a curated record. Lineage: Eukaryota; Metazoa; Chordata; Actinopteri; Perciformes; Percidae.
AUUUGAUGCGCACUUGAAUGCAGCACAGGAGUAGGCAGUGAACGUUGCCGUUGUUGUCAUAUUUCCGUGAGGAGAGCAAAGGUUUCAGUCGACUCCCUAAGGUGACAGAGAGCCAGAAUGGCGGAUAGUUCAGUGAUCCCCAUGCCAGCAGGCGAUCUACAGUUGUCUAUGCUUGAGCGAAUCAGCAGAGAAGAGAGAAGAAGAAGAGGUGCAGACCCCCUAAAAUGGGCGUCAGACUUUGUGUCCGAGUAUAGACACAAGACGGUAUCCUUAAUCAAUCCAAGUGGUGCCAAAUUGACGAUAAGAGAUCUGGAAGACACCAUGUACAGUUGGAAAAAUGACGAGGUCAACGGGUGGGGAAAAUUCUACCUUCCUGAGAAAGUAACAAUGGAGGUUAUAGGUGUAGUAGAGGGAACUUCGUGCCCGUGUGACGAGCUUGUUCUGAUGAUCUGCUGCGAGGACGCACAGGUGUAUGCCUACGAUGGAGAGGAAGAGGAGCUGCAUUUGGUGGCUUCAAGUCUGGGUCAGGUACUUCACGUGGGAAUAGAGUAUCCAGCAUCGAAGAGCUAUUACAAAGGAGAGGCCUUCAAAGAUAUGACCGAGGAGGACUGGGCAGAGGUGAGGAAGGGUACUGUGGGGAAGAAGCUGGACGAAGAGCAUCAUCAACUGGUGAUGUCAAAAAAGUCUGAACUCCUGAAGAAUCUCAAAUCCACCCAACACACCACAGAAGUCUGCAGCUGAUGCUUUUUGGUCACUAUAUAAUUUGUUCUGUGGUUCUUUUAAUAACAGCCUAAUCUAGUGUAUCUGUUUUAAUCAAAUAAUGACUCGGUGGUAUUCAGUCUAAGCACGAUCGAUGAUAAAUCAUACAGGCUGAUGACGGGUUGAAGGUAAAACCUGAAUGAAUUAGUGUUGAAUGCAGUUUAUUUAAUGCAUGCAAUAAGGGGUCAAAGUCAAAGGUUUUAAUUUUGAAAAUGAUGUGAGUUAUGUUAUGCUACGGCCUUCACAGGCACCAGAUCUCAAUCCAAUGUGUUAGGGUAGAGUAUCGCAAUAUUUUAUUUAGCAAUACUAUAUUGAUUUUCAAAAACGCAAUUUCGAUUUUAUUUUUUAGUUUACGUUGUAUUUAAACCCCCUACCGCUAGAUGGCUAUGCUGAGA